Messenger RNA from Symbiodinium sp. CCMP2592, 1548 nucleotides. The record is from the annotation of a GenBank genome assembly. Lineage: Eukaryota; Dinophyceae; Suessiales; Symbiodiniaceae.
AUGCCAGGGGCAAAGCAGAUCCUGGCAGGCAACUGUGGAGUGACAGUGUCGAGAACUGAUGCUCCUGAUGAAAAGUUUGGGCCGUUGCGAGUGGGCGAUCCGGAUGCCGUAGACUUGGAGGACUUGCUGUUCUCGGAGCCUUCUGCUCAUGAUUGGGGCAACAUCCGCAGACACUGCAUGUCCGGUGACAGUGACUCAUGCCUUACGUUUGGCAUCGACGAGUGGAACUCGAGCUCGUUUCAGGCACUAAUCCACGAGGGCGUCGGCGGACGGCCCUGUAAGGAGGAUUAUGCUCUUGUCGCCGAAAUGUGCGGAGGUCAGGUGGCCUGCCGACAGAUCGAGGGCCAGAUCCGCGUCGUCGGAUUUGCUGGUGAGCUGGGUGGGCAGACUACCUUAACAAAGCUGUCCGGACUGCCUUACCUAUCCGCCGCGGUUCUGAGAGGGCCGGCCAAGAGCGAUGUGGAAGGUCACUCUUGGCCAUCGCUGCAGUUCCUUCGGCUGGAGGCGCCAAGCCAAGACGUGGUGCAGACCGUGGCGAAGGCGCUGCAGGGACCGCCUGGACGACAGCUCCGGAGCUUGCAAAUCUACGGUCGCCAGGAUGUGCUUCGGUGGACCCCAGUCGAUCUGGCUGAGUUUUGCGGCCUCGACCUUGUUCACUUCACUGCAUUCGUUAUUCACGUCGCCGGCGGUGCACUUCCUGAAUGCUGGAAUAAGAUGAGGAACUUGAGAAACUUUUACUGCUCCAACUGCAUGAUGUCCCAUCCUCCGACAGCCUUGAGGGGAUUGCAGUCUCUGAGAUCCUUCGUCGCCUUUCGACAGUGGGCAUCUUGCCACCCACCGUGCAUGUCACGGGAUGAUAUGGGAUGCAAAGAAGAAACUUUGGGCGGUUGCGACUUCGUCUUGGAUGCCCAGGAGAUGGUUCCGUGCGCCCUACAGCGCUUGUCGAGAGGUGGCUGCAAAGCCUCCUGGGAGACCCGUCAUCUCUUCAAGGAAGGCGGCCGCGCGACAAGUACUGGCACCUGGGAAGAUUUCCAGGAAGGGCCCAGCUUUCUAUGCCCUCAGCACUCCUUCGGCUUUGCCUUCGAGGAGUUCGUAAAGCUUGGCUGGAGCAACAUCGAGAAGGUCUGGCUAGAUGGGAACUUUCUGACCGGCAAGAUACCGGAUGACAUCGCAUUGCGAUGGCCGAGGUUGAAGUCAUUAGAUUUGUAUGACAACGAUCUGGAAGGACCCUUGCCGGAGUCUCUAGGAACUUUGCCCUUCGUGAAGCUGCAGCUUCAUGCCAACAACUUUGAGGGCACAGUGCCGCAGAAUGUUUGGCAUUUGACUCAGAGGCCUCAUCUUCUCCUGGGACUACAGGAGAAUAUCAACCUGACCGGCUGCGCAUCCGUCGGUCACUGGGAGCAUGGCGUGCCAGGCACAGUGGGUGCGGGGAGCACAGUGGGUAUGGACAGACGCAGGUUCACCGCUCGAGGGCCCUGUGCUGGCACAAAUCACAGAGGGCAGACCAGCCGCUACCAGCGGCUCAUGUGUCAGCGGGCAAGCUUUUAG